AUGACUAUUGUACCCGGAAGAUAUCGAAUUAAGAACCACGCAUCGUGGACCACUCUUGACGAGAGUGGAGGCGGAGGGGGAGCGAUCUCCGGCUGGACGCAAAAUGACGGAGAUAACCAGCACUGGGAUGUCAACAUCGGAGAGGACGGCACUUAUACUAUCCGGAAUGCUGCUUCGGGAUCAUCGCUAUUUGCGGACGGAGCUUAUGAUGGGAGCAAGGUAUACACACAUCCGAUUGAUGCAAUCUCUCAAAUGCGCUGGUCUAGCAUCAUUUACCCCGGAAGCGGUCACGUUGUCGAUCUUGAUAACGGCAAUGCAGAGGAUGGAACAUCAGUCAAUCUAUGGGGGAGGAAUGACGAGUCAAAGCAGCAGCAAUGGUUUUUCGAAGGCCUGUAA
Molecule: messenger RNA, 396 nt
Organism: Rhizoctonia solani
Lineage: Eukaryota; Fungi; Basidiomycota; Agaricomycetes; Cantharellales; Ceratobasidiaceae
Product: ricin-type beta-trefoil lectin domain protein
Exons: 4
Coding region: 1-396 (131 amino acids)
Source: RefSeq, a predicted model, not a curated record